CCGUAUUUUGGAUCAAUUCGUGCAUGUGUUCGACAGCAACGGUAAUGUCCUGGUCGAGAAAUUGUUAUCUACGAAUGGCAAGUCAAUCAACAUCCACGACUUCCUCACCCUAUGCACGCUUGACAUCAUUUCUGUGAAACUGCCAUGGGAACUAAAGUGAACGCGCAACAGGACUCCAAGUCUCCAUACGUCUCUGCCGUCAGCGAUGCACUCCUUUCAGUCCACAUGCGAUCCGUGCAACCGUGGCUUGACAACGACUGGAUGUAUAACCGGACAAAGGGAGGCAAGACCUUAAACGCCGCUCUUAAAGUUCUGCACGAAUAUUCUCGAGAGGUCAUCGAAAGCAGACGCCAGGAACGUCAAGAGCGACGCAAAGGCAGUGUGUCCAUCUCGGACAAAGACUUGGGCCUUAAGCGGAGGGAGGCCUUCCUAGACCUUCUCCUGGAGGCCAGUGACUCAGCGGGCGCCGCCCUGAGCGACUCCGACGAGGAGGUGGACACCUUCAUGUUCGGGGGGCACGACACCACGGCGGCGGCCAUGUCCUUUAUCUUCUACAACCUUGCCGCCAAUCCGGAAGUCCAAGCCCGCCUGGCCGAGGAGGUGGCCGAGGUCUUCGGUGCCUCCGAUGGCGCAGUGACAUCGCAGGACCUCGCCCAGUUGAAGUACACCGAAAGGGUCAUCAAGGAGAGCCUGCGCCUCUACCCCAGCGUGCCUCUGUUUGCUCGCAGGAUAGAUGAGGAGCUUCCAAUCACAGGUGGUUAUGUGAUUCCCGCUGGCACCGGUGCCUUGAUUGCCUGCUACCAAAUGAAUCGCAACCCAGCGUUUUUUCCGGAUCCAGAAAAGUUUGAUCCGGACCGAUUCCUUCCUGAGAACUGCACCGGUAGACAUCCGUAUGCCUACGUGCCCUUUUCAGCAGGACCCAGAAACUGCAUUGGACAAAAGUUUGGAAUGCUUCAGAUGAAAUCGACGGUGGCGAAGGUGGUGCGGCACUGCGUCCUGAGCCUUCCCCGUCCCGGCUACAAACCGGUGGUGACGGGCCGGGUCAUCCUCAGGGCCGAAGAUGGCGUACAGCUCAAAGUGUCACCAAGAAAAAUGGCCAUCUCACCAUGUUAACCAUUAAAAUUAAUACACGUAUUCAGACCCUUUCCGA
Thrips palmi is the source of this 1150-nucleotide messenger RNA. Its product is annotated as cytochrome P450 4c3-like. The record is from RefSeq and is a predicted model, not a curated record. Gene Ontology annotation, molecular function: iron ion binding; heme binding; oxidoreductase activity, acting on paired donors, with incorporation or reduction of molecular oxygen. Lineage: Eukaryota; Metazoa; Arthropoda; Insecta; Thysanoptera; Thripidae. The transcript has 8 exons. The coding region runs from base 145 to 1113 and encodes 322 amino acids.